GAUGUGAAGACAUCCAUGGGUUUCCUUUAUGGAGAGCUACUAAAGGCAAAAAGAGAGAUCAAAGAGGCAUUUGGCAAUGUUGAGUCUCGAUUCAAAGAUGUUAUGGCUGUAAUUGAGAAGAAGAUGAAUGGAAGACUUGAUUCUCCAUUGCAUUUGACAGCUUUUUUGCUGAAUCCACACUAUAGCUAUGCUAACCCAUCAAUCUUUGAUGAGCCCAAAAUGAAUGAAGCCUUCAUAUCUUGUGUCGAGCAAUUUUAUUAUCAUGAUGAGGACCAACAAGAACAGGUUGCCAACUUUGAAUUGAAAAAAAUUCAGAAUAGAGAAGGACCAUUUAGCAAGAAGCUUGCAAGAACUUUUCAAAACUAUGAUUACAAUCCAGGUAGAGCAUCAUGGUGGCGGUUAUAUGGAACUGAAACACCAGCUUUACAGAAGAUGGCUACAAGGAUAUUAUCUUUGACAUCAAGCUCUUCUGGUUGUGAAAGAAAUUGGAGUGGGUUUGAAGGGAUACACACUAAGAAGAGAAAUAGGCUGACUACAACCCGCCUCAACAAGUUGGUCUAUAUUCAGUUCAAUAACAGGCUGAUGAAUAACAGAGAAAAGAUUAAAGUCAAAGAAAAUCACUGA
This is a messenger RNA of Zea mays, 624 nucleotides long. RefSeq lists its product as uncharacterized. The transcript has 3 exons. The coding region runs from base 16 to 624 and encodes 202 amino acids. NCBI's taxonomy places the organism in Eukaryota, Viridiplantae, Streptophyta, Magnoliopsida, Poales, Poaceae. The record is from RefSeq and is a predicted model, not a curated record. Gene Ontology annotation, molecular function: protein dimerization activity.